Messenger RNA from Suillus subaureus, 990 nucleotides. Its product is annotated as isoprenoid synthase domain-containing protein. The transcript has 3 exons. Bases 1 to 990 code for a protein of 329 amino acids. The record is from RefSeq and is a predicted model, not a curated record. NCBI's taxonomy places the organism in Eukaryota, Fungi, Basidiomycota, Agaricomycetes, Boletales, Suillaceae.
AUGUCCGACUCACCACCACUAACUCCUGCCUGUUCGCACACAGUAAGCGUCCAACUCCCCGACCUCCUCUCUUCAUGCGCGCCCUUUGAAUUACGUGUCAAUCGGCAUUGUAGGUCCGUAUCUCGAGCGAGCGAGGCGUGGUUGCGCGAGGUAGGGUUGAAGCUGGAGUGGAAAGGAAUGAAAGUUGGGUUGUGGGCUGCUUUGUGCUAUCCUGGUGCGGAUUUGACUCAGCUGAGGUUGGCAGUGGAUUUUUUGAGUUUGUUGGUUUUUGAGCAGGAGCAGGGGUGGGAGCGGGAUGGUGGUGGUGAUGAGAAUAAAAAUGAAAAUGAGAACGGGAUGAUUGAUCUAAUAUCCGACCGACUCAGUCGCGUCGCGUACAAAAGCCCAGCGUGGUACAUGCGUUUUCAUCGAUCUAUGCGUGCGUAUCACGAUGCAAGGCGGCGUCUUCAUUCCCUGAAUUCGACGUGUAUCCCGGAUUUGGAGACAUAUGUCGACCUACGAAGAAACGCGUCAGGUUUGAGGAUGGUGUUUCACCUGAUCGAGUACGCAGGGGGAUUGGACCUCCCAGAACGGGCGUCUUCGCAUCCGGUGUUGAAGCAGUUGACAGACCAGGCUUGUGAUCUUAUAGCUUGGUCCGAGGUACGUGCUUGCGUGAAACAAUAUGACGCUAUCUCAUGUGCAAAAGGCAUGACCCCAAGCUCAAAACUCAACAUCGUUACCGUCCUAAUGAAAGAUCGGAAUUGUUCGUUCGGGAGUGCGCUUGCGUAUGUAGGCACGCUCGUGAAGCAGAGCGCAGAUGCAUUCUUGGUUACUGAGCGCCAGUUCGCUGCGUGUGCUGUGAUGAAUGACGACGCCAGGCGGUAUGUAAAGGGGUUACGGGAUUGUAUUGCUGGGAGUGUGAAUUGGCUGUAUGAGACGGAGAGGUAUUUGGGGACGAAGGGGAAUGAGGUUAGGGCGUUUGGAUGGGUGUUUGUGCCUGUCUUGGAUUAA